Molecule: messenger RNA, 1384 nt
Organism: Syngnathus typhle (broad-nosed pipefish)
Lineage: Eukaryota; Metazoa; Chordata; Actinopteri; Syngnathiformes; Syngnathidae
Product: protein NipSnap homolog 2-like
Exons: 10
Coding region: 60-914 (284 amino acids)
Cellular component (GO): mitochondrion
Source: RefSeq, a predicted model, not a curated record
GACUAGUUUUGAUCCAACCAGCCUUCCGUCCGCCGCCGUUGGCGUAAGCCUGAGGCAAGAUGGCGGCGCGACUCCUUCACACGGCACCGAAGUGGCUAACGAGUAUCAAACUAUCACACCAAAGUCUCGCCACAUGCGGGAAAUUUCGUGUUUCCGUCAGGAGCUUGUCGGGGCUGCAGGACAGUUGGUUUAAGUCUCUGUUUGUGAGAAAGGUGGACCCGCGCAAAGACGCCCAUUCGCACCUGCUGGCUAAGAAGGAAGACAACAACUUGUACAAGAUCCAGUUUCACAACGUCAAGCCCGAAUGCCUGGACGACUACAACCAAUUAUGUGAGGGUGUGUUGCCUUCCAUCCACGCCGAUCCUGAAUACCCCUGCGAGCUUGUCGGAACAUGGAACACAUGGUACGGAGAACAGGACCAGGCAGUGCACCUGUGGCGAUAUCGAGGAGGUUAUCCGGCCCUCACGGAAGUCAUGAGCAAACUCAGGCAGAACAAGAUGUUUGCAGAGUACCGGCAGGAGCGCGGGAAGAUGUUGCUGUCCCGCAGGAAUCAGUUGCUGCUGGAGUUCAGCUUCUGGAAUGAACCAGUCCCCCGCGACGGGCCCAACAUCUACGAACUGCGAUCGUAUCAGCUCAGGCCCGGCACCAUGAUCGAGUGGGGCAACUAUUGGGCGCGCGCCAUCGAUAUCCGCCAGCAGAACCAGGAAGCCGUGGGAGGAUUUUUCUCUCAGAUCGGAGAUUUGUACCAAGUUCACCACUUGUGGGCCUACAAAGAUCUGCAGUCCAGAGAAAACAUUCGAAAUGCAGCCUGGCAGCGAGAAGGCUGGGACGAGGUCGUCUACUACACAGUGCCGCUUAUUCAGCACAUGGAAUCUCGAGUCAUGAUUCCCUUGAAGAGUUCGCCUUUAAAGUGAGCCUUGCAACCCCGUGCGGAGGAGGCGACGGUGCCAGGAGGGUGUCCCGCUUGGCUUUGCUUGGAGCGUGAGCUUCUGACGUGUGAGCAUCUUUAACAUCUUUACCACCACGGUCUUCUCCUCUGAGGAAGACUUAAGAUGACUUCCCAAGAAAUGAUUACUGGCUCGUUUUUGAAAUGAAUACAUAAAAACAGAAGGAUAAUUAAACUCCGGUUUCCCUGGCGAUGCUUGUAGUUUCUCUAUUAAACACGUUGAAGCUUCUCAAAAUGUAGAAUCCGUUGAGGAUUUGCUCAGGUUUGUUUGUCUUUUGAGCUGAGUUUAUUGAUUUCGUUGAGCUGCUAAUGGGGUGGUGAUGGGCCUGCUGCUGGCGCUUUAUGGGUGGAAGAAGAUGGGACUGUGCUAACUUGUAUGACCAUCCCUGCUUGAAUGAUUUAGUUGUACAGAAUGAAAUUAAACUUCAACUGAAUUCA